AGGACAGGCAACGUCUUCAGUCGGGCUGGGAGCCUUCCAUGGGCUGUUCGUCUACCAAGGCGAACCCUGGUAUGCCUGGGAGCCAGGCGGUUGAGAAAAGCAGCCAGGAACUGCGGCUGCUGGAUGAAUACUCUGUUGGUGUCACCCUUGGUGAAGGGGCCUUCGGGGUCGUCUCAGUCUGCAAGAGGCGAGCCACCGGAGAGGAAUAUGCAGUGAAGAUGGUAGACAAGGUGGAGACGCCUGUCGAAGCCAUCAAGAAGGAAGCCGAUGUCUUGCAGAGCAUGGAUCACCCCAAUAUAGUGAAGUUUCACGGUGUCUACUAUGAGAGGUGCUUUGUUUGUAUUGUCAUGGACAAGUUGGACGGUGGCGAUUUGGUCGAGGGGUUACAACGACACUUGAAGGAGCGAGGUCAGAUUAACUGUAUGGACGUGGUACAUGUUGCGUACCAAAUGGCAGCAUCGAUCCACUACCUUCACCAAAGGAAUGUGGUACACAGAGAUGUGAAGGGAGACAACUACCUGAUGGAUCGAAAGAACAUGACCGACAAGCAGUGCAAGGUGGUGUUGACCGAUUUCGGUACGGCCUGCACCGCAAACCCCACGGAUCGCCUCUCCUCGGGAGUGGGGACGAAGAUCUUUUGGUCUCCAGAGUUCUUUGAUCGUGACUAUGGUCAGAAGGUGGAUGUGUGGGCCAUGGGUGUGAUUAUGUACGGCCUGGCGAGUGGCCGAUUCCCGUUCCGAGAUGAGAACGAUGUCAGGAACAAAGAGGUGCGCAUUCCCAAGCGCGUGCACCCUGUGUGCGAGGAGUUCAUCCGCAAGAUGUUGGAGAAGAAUGAAAAGCUUCGUAUGAGCUCCUCAGAGGUCAUGAGCCACGAAUGGAUUGCUGGCAAGUUUGGCAAGCCCGUGGACGUUGGAGACAAGCCAGUUGAAGAGCCGGGCGAUCGCGAUGCUGAUGGCAUGGCGGAGGCCGGUGUCAACGAUGGCAUCAAGGAACGUCGACAGGAGCUGAUCCAGCGCAUGAACCGGGAGGCCGACGUGCGCAAGGGGAACAUCACCAAGAAGCAGCUGCAAAAUCACAAGCACAAGAAAUUCGUGGUGGCGGACAAGAUUGUGCAAGGUGGUAAGGCCUCCUAUGAGUGGUGGUCUGAGGACCAGGCCAAGAAGGACAAACUCUUGGACUUCGAGAAUCUGGCCACCGCCCCUAAGGAGGACCUUAUGGAUUUGGCGAUGUUCCGCAAGACCCUGGUAGAGCACAACAUCGAUCCCAACCAGUUUGGCGUCGGCAAGGCCAAAGGCAUUGAACAAUUGGCCAAGGAGGUGGAAACUGGCGCCAGCAGGCUCAUGCUGGAUGCGCAACAGCAUAAGAAGUUGGUGCGAGUGGUGGACAUUGUGGUUCUGAAGCUUCGCCCAAGCGACGGCUCGCGGCUGCUGGUGGAGUUCAAGGAGCAGUUCCCUGAUGGUCGUGAACGCGAGACCCUGCGGCUGCCGGGCACAAAGAAGGAACCUCAUGAGAAUGCGAGGCACGGCUGGCAGACCUCCGAACGAAUUCUGCGGGAGAUGAUGAACAUGGAUCCCAGCAUGGUGCGAGACCCGAGAUGA
Cladocopium goreaui is the source of this 1598-nucleotide messenger RNA. The record is from the annotation of a GenBank genome assembly. NCBI's taxonomy places the organism in Eukaryota, Dinophyceae, Suessiales, Symbiodiniaceae.